Merops nubicus (carmine bee-eater) is the source of this 164-nucleotide messenger RNA. It is a transcript of the gene SDHC, whose product is annotated as succinate dehydrogenase complex, subunit C, integral membrane protein, 15kDa. The transcript has a single exon. Gene Ontology annotation, biological process: tricarboxylic acid cycle; mitochondrial electron transport, succinate to ubiquinone. Gene Ontology annotation, cellular component: membrane. Lineage: Eukaryota; Metazoa; Chordata; Aves; Coraciiformes; Meropidae. Gene Ontology annotation, molecular function: succinate dehydrogenase activity; electron transfer activity. The record is from RefSeq and is a predicted model, not a curated record. The annotation marks the transcript as partial.
GAGUGUCCCUCUUCAGCCUGGCUGCGCUGCUGCUCCCGGAGCAGUUUCCCCACUACCUGGCCAUGGUGGAGUCCCUCAGCCUGGGCCCUGCUCUCAUCUACUCUGCUAAGUUCUCUCUGGCUUUUCCCUUCACCUACCACACCUGGAACGGGAUCCGGCACCUC